GGAAGACGGGGCGGGGCGAGGUGACAGAGGACCGGGUCGCCGAGGUCCAGGCCCAAGGCCCUGGAGAGCUGAGGCCCCCCUUCCUCCGGUGCCCAGGUCGCGGCCGCUGGGCAGCGGGGACCGCGAGUGGCCGGCGGGAGGGUGGGGCCGGGCGCAGGUCACGCGCUCGUGGGGAGACUUGGGAGGGGUGCGGCAGGUGCUCUCGAGUCCGGCGCCGGGACGCGGGGACGCCGGGCCUGCUGUAGGCACGCGAGGGUCCCGGACGGUGGCGACACCGGCUUCUCCUUGGGACGCCGGGCUUCAGGCGCUAGGGUAGGACGUCCGCUCGUGACCCAGCCGCAGCCUGGUGUGGAUUUUACCCCUAAGGCACACCAGGGGCACUGUAGUCUCCCUGGCAAGGUGGCUUGUUUUGGGGGGGGAGAGUGACACUGGAGUGGAAUGCCAUCAGGACCACGGCAGGGGGAGACCCCCCACUCGGGACACAGUGACUCACCCGUGUAGGCAGCUUUUAGGAGUUGCCGACAUCUUUUAAUGCGCAUAGUUUAAGAUUGUUGUUGGUUGUCCUUUCCUUAGGAUGGAGCCCAGGGCCUCCCAAGUGUUAGAUAAGCAUGCUACCACCCGGCAGCACCUCCCCCACCCCCACCCCCACCCCACCCCCGUGAGGGGGAGACAUUUCUGCUCCUUCUGCCUGGAAGUUCACAGUCCUUCUAAAUGAGUCAUUGCCAGCCUUAUUUACUUUUACUUUGUAUUUUGAGACGAGCAAAAUUGAUUAGGCUGGGACAAAAAGUUCAAACUUUCCACCGAGUAUCUGGGACUGUGAGGGCGUGCCUCCACUCAGGUCUGGGAACGUAAUUCUCUGUUGCCACCAUGGUCCACAUCAACGAGCUGCCAGAGAACAUUCUCCUGGAGCUGUUCAUCCAUAUCCCGGCCCCACAGCUGCUGCGCAACUGCCGCCUGGUCUGCCGCCUCUGGCGAGACCUCAUCGAUGUGGUGUCCCUAUGGAAGCGCAAGAGUCUUCGAGAGGGCUUCUUCACCAAAGACCGGUGCGAGCCCGUGGAAGACUGGAAGGUCUUCUAUAUCCUGUGCAGCCUGCAGAGGAACCUCCUUCGGAACCCGUGUGCUGAAGAGAACCUGAGCUCAUGGCGGAUAGACUCCAACGGAGGGGAUCGCUGGAAGGUGGAGACGCUCCCUGGGAGCUGUGGCACAAGCUUUCCUGACAACAAGGUCAAGAAGUAUUUUGUCACCUCUUUUGAGAUGUGCCUCAAAUCCCAGAUGGUGGACCUCAAAGCUGAGGGCUACUGCGAGGAGCUGAUGGACACCUUUCGGCCUGACAUUGUGGUUAAGGACUGGGUUGCCCCCAGAGCAGACUGUGGCUGCACCUAUCAACUCCGGGUACAGCUGGCCUCUGCGGACUACAUUGUCUUGGCCUCUUUUGAGCCUCCACCUGUGACAUUCCAACAGUGGAAUGAUGCCAAAUGGCAAGAGAUUUCCCACACCUUCUCUGAUUACCCUCCAGGUGUCCGUCACAUCCUUUUUCAACACGGGGGCCAGGACACUCAGUUCUGGAAAGGCUGGUACGGCCCCCGUGUCACCAACAGCAGCAUCAUUAUCAGCCACAGGACAGCCAAGAACCCUCCCCCUGCCAGAACUCUACCGGAAGAAACUGUAGUAAUCGGAAGGAGACGGCGAGCUUCGGACUCCAACACUCAUGAGGGUUUCUUCUGGCAAGGGCUAUGGCAAAGGCUAAGGCGUUAGUGGGCAGUCAGGCUCCCAGUCCCAUGAGCACUUGCCCUAUACAACCUUGGGCAAGCCCAUCAACUCAGUAGUGAUAGUUGGCACCCACAGCUCUGACAUUUUGUUGUAAUAAAUGUUUUCAGUAACCCAGCCUGGUUUGAGGGCUUACAGGUGGGUUGCUGGCACUCUGAGAAAGAGCCCCUUCUCAGGGCAGCUUCGAU
Molecule: messenger RNA, 1955 nt
Organism: Mus musculus (house mouse)
Lineage: Eukaryota; Metazoa; Chordata; Mammalia; Rodentia; Muridae
Gene: Fbxo6
Product: F-box protein 6
Exons: 6
Coding region: 868-1755 (295 amino acids)
Biological process (GO): SCF-dependent proteasomal ubiquitin-dependent protein catabolic process; glycoprotein catabolic process; protein ubiquitination
Cellular component (GO): SCF ubiquitin ligase complex; cytoplasm
Molecular function (GO): carbohydrate binding
Source: RefSeq, marked validated